This is a messenger RNA of Habropoda laboriosa, 507 nucleotides long. It is a transcript of the gene Trs20, whose product is annotated as probable trafficking protein particle complex subunit 2. Lineage: Eukaryota; Metazoa; Arthropoda; Insecta; Hymenoptera; Apidae. The record is from RefSeq and is a predicted model, not a curated record. Gene Ontology annotation, cellular component: nucleus; cytoplasm; TRAPP complex. The transcript is spliced from 5 exons. Gene Ontology annotation, biological process: endoplasmic reticulum to Golgi vesicle-mediated transport. Bases 1 to 507 code for a protein of 168 amino acids.
AUGAUGGCUAAUUAUUAUUUUGCAAUCGUUGGUCAUACCGAUAAUCCUUUAUUUGAAAUUGAAUUUAAUAAUUCUGGAAAAGAUGCAAAGGAUAUUUUUACCCAUUUAAACCAAUUUAUUGCACAUGCUGCAUUAGAUCUCGUUGAUGAGCAUACAUGGAAAACAACAAAUAUGCAUUUAAAAGUUGUAGAUAAAUUUAACCAAUGGUUUGUGAGUGCUUUUGUUACUGCAACACAUAUCCGAUUUGUCAUGGUACAUGACAGUAAAAAUGAAGAUGGUAUAAAAAAUUUCUUUAAUGAAAUGUAUGAAAUGUACAUAAAGUAUUCUAUGAAUCUUACAGAGUAUACAGUAUUAUUGUAUGAAAAAUUAUUAUAUAGGAAAAUUUUUAGUAAGAUAGGUAAUGCAUUAAUGUAUUUGGAUGAUGUUAUUGUAUCAACUUCUAAUGAAACAGAGAAUUUGUUGUAUCUAAAGUUAAUUCUUGAAACAGCUAGCAAUUAUGGAUUUUAA